UUCCCAUUGAUGCCACACGGGGACUGAAGAUGCUCUACGUGUUCGUGGACAUAAAGAUCGAUGCGUCCCAUUUCCUCGAGACCAUUCGCUUCAACUUCGCAGCGGGCACCUCCCUCGCGCUCGUCAGCACCAUCCAGUUCGUCUCCACCGUGCAGCGCGAUAAUAUGCUGCUGCUGUAUUUGGGCGAUGGGCGCUUCCAUCUGGAGUCCAUCAUGAUCACCAACCCAGGGAUACCUGCGUACAGGUACGAUCCCUACAGCAAGGUCUUCUCCCAGGAGCACUACAGCCACGAGCGCAUGCACCGCACUCGGCAGGACGCCAUCCGCUCCGCCGCCAGCGCCCGCUGCUGGGGGCUCAUCUUGGGCACCUUGGGGCGUCAGGGCUCCCCCCGCAUCCUGCAG
Messenger RNA from Apaloderma vittatum (bar-tailed trogon), 401 nucleotides. It is a transcript of the gene DPH1, whose product is annotated as diphthamide biosynthesis 1. The transcript has 4 exons. Gene Ontology annotation, biological process: protein histidyl modification to diphthamide. NCBI's taxonomy places the organism in Eukaryota, Metazoa, Chordata, Aves, Trogoniformes, Trogonidae. Gene Ontology annotation, molecular function: 2-(3-amino-3-carboxypropyl)histidine synthase activity. The annotation marks the transcript as partial. The record is from RefSeq and is a predicted model, not a curated record.